CACAUCUGAAGGAGGCUUCCACGUCAUGACCUUCUUCCUAAAAGGGGAGAAGGCCUCUCGUCUGCUUGUGCCGCAGAUAAUCCGGUUCAUGAUUAGAUGUAAAUCCACAGUAACUCCGAAGAAACGGCUUUUCUUAUCACUAUUAGGCCCGAAGCUGGACAUAAUGCACCCGCUCCAACGGACGGUGGCAUCUGAGGCCCGAGUGAAGGAAGGCCAUCGACAGGUGGCCCCGGAAUCUAUGCUGCUUCACUUCACAGUAACAUUCCUACGAUACAGACUCAGCUUCUUAGACAGCUGACCCUUUCUUGUGGAAGUGACUGCCGUCCCCCGUACCUGGCCCAACCUUCCCGGCACCUUACAUGGGCUUCUUCUUCGGCCAGACUCCACAGACUAUAAGAUGUCUCAGACUCGCUCUCAUGCCAAAACAUUGCUUGCAGAGUGUGGACUCCGUGCAUCUCCUCCCUCUUCCUCUUCCUCCUCCUCCUUCUCUUCUUUCCUCACCUAGAAAAUUCUUUACAGCCACAUGUGUGGUUGCCUAGAGAUCAAAAACUAGUGUCCACUGAGUCCUGCUGCAGAUUCAAAGCGGAGUUUUUGCACAUUGCUUCGCAAUUGUCCUUUUUUGUAGUUUUCCAAUUUGACAGGUUUUACUCUCGUCAGGAUUCGCACACGAAGACUGUCUUCGGUGUACAUAUCCAGGUGACAGUUUUGUUGUCCUGUAACUGACCUCUGAUUUCUGUAUCUGAAAUCUGAACACUACCCGAUUCGCCAGCGGUAGAAAACUUGUGUAGCAUAUUUUUGAAGCUCAAGUGGCUGAAUAUGGCUUCGAGGGCGAUUCUUUCAAUUUUAGUGCUGCUGGCCGUUCAAGCCUACUUCUGUGCAGCAUUCAACAAUCAACAAACGGGCUGGGUAACGACGCAUUUGAAACGCCCCCAUAGCUCGCACCUGCACACGGGACGACAUCUGGGAGAGACGCCCAAGGAAGAAACUGUGACCACGACGGGCAAAGGGUGGAGGGCGAACCUGAUUGUCACGAGCGCCUACCUGGGCACGGAGAAUUACACAAUAUUACAAAAGGUGCACCGGGACGUGGACGCGAGCAUAGCCCGGGGCAAGUCGCUGGAUCGCAAGGCAAGGAAUGCGCCAUACCACAAUCACAAGGGCCGGCGCAUGCUGGACUUCACCUCGGACAUCGAAGCCACGCCGGGCUCGUACUCGAUGGAAAUCUCACUCGGCACCCCGCCACAGAAUUUCAUCGCCAUCGCCGACACGGGCAGCGACCUCGUCUGGCUGCAGUGCUCGACGUGUGAAGUCUGCUUCAACGCCACGCUCUUCGACCCGGCGCUCUCCUCCACGUACACCCCGCUGGGAUGCACUGGAUGCGCCGUCCUGGGAGGCAACGAGCUUUUGUGCACGCCGAAUUGCCAGUACACGUACAGAUAUGGCGAUCAAUCCACGACGCAGGGAGAUUUCUCGCUCGAGACUCUCACUCUGCAGAACACCGACGGCACCUCGACGGCCAUUAACAAUUUCCAAUUCGGCUGCGGGCUCAGAAACCAGGGAUCGUUCACGGGCACGGACGGGUUGGUCGGGCUGGCGCGCGGGCCCAUCUCGUUCCCGUCGCAGAUCGCACCGUUCCUCAACAACGUCAACAAAUUCUCCUACUGCCUGCUCGGACGCUACGACGCCGACUCGGCCCGCAGUCCGCUGCUGUUCGGCGAGAGCGCUGUGCCGGCCAACGUGAGCGGCACGCUGUUCACGCCCCAGCUGACUCCGUACGAGCCCAGCGUCAUCCCGUACUACUACGUCAACCUGCUGGACGUCACAGUCGGCUCGCAGGCGCUGAACAUCCCGGCCUCGGCCUUCGCCAUCGACGCCAACGGCAACGGCGGCUUCAUCUUCGACUCCGGCACCACGUACACGCUCCUCAACACCGUCGCCUACCGUAGCGUCGUCGACACCUUCGUGGCGCAGCUCGGCUCCACGUACCCCCGCGUCGACUUCCUGGACCUGACGGGGCUCGAAGUGUGCUACGACAUUUCGACCGCCCAGACCGUGAGCAUCCCCAACAUGGUGUUCAAUUUCGAGGCCGCAGAUUUCGACCUGCCGUUCGAGAAUAUUAUGCUUCUGUUCACCACCACCGGCACUGACACUGUCAUGUGCUUGGCAUUGCUUGAGUCCACUGGGAUCAGCAUUUUCGGCAACGUUCAGCAGCAGAAUUUCCAAGUGCUCUACGACGAAGAUAAUUUACAGAUCGGCUGGGUACCUGCGGACUGCCAGAACUUGUAGGCAGAUUGAAUUUGGGUGCUGGUCAUUACAGUCACCAUUUUCUAGAUUAUAGUAUGAUUUUUUUCUAGCCCUCACCACCGUUCCGUGAACCUUGUAAAUUCCCCCUCGGUUCUCUCAUUCAACGGUAUUUGGUGGAUUAGGAAUCCAUGUCCAUCCUCUUCUCUGCACACUAUGCAUUCGAUCUGAGAUCGUCGUCGCUAUCCCGGCUUCUCUUCAUUAUUCUCAUGUUCUUGUUUAUGCUUGAUACGAUGCUUUGAGCUGAAAAUUCUU
This is a messenger RNA of Marchantia polymorpha subsp. ruderalis, 2556 nucleotides long. The record is from the annotation of a GenBank genome assembly. NCBI's taxonomy places the organism in Eukaryota, Viridiplantae, Streptophyta, Marchantiopsida, Marchantiales, Marchantiaceae.